Messenger RNA from Solanum verrucosum, 1020 nucleotides. RefSeq names its product replication protein A 70 kDa DNA-binding subunit B-like. Lineage: Eukaryota; Viridiplantae; Streptophyta; Magnoliopsida; Solanales; Solanaceae. The transcript is spliced from 7 exons. The coding region runs from base 1 to 1020 and encodes 339 amino acids. The record is from RefSeq and is a predicted model, not a curated record.
AUGGCGACUGAAUCUGAACUAGCAAAACAGAGUGUACCAAUAAACAAGAUACCAAAGAGCUGUGUUAAUUUUGUGAUUAGAGUCUUAGUUAUUCAAAAGGGUUCAAUAACACCUUACAAGAAUUCAAGACAUGAAGGGUCUUUCAGAACUAUCAUAUUAGUGGAUGAAGAGGGGACAAAGAUUCAAGCAAUGCUAUUUAAUAAGCAUAUCGAAACAUGGAAGGACUCCUUGAAGCCAAAUAAGAGUUACUACAUUGCUAACGGACGCUUAGAUCGUGUCAACCCCAACUACUCUUCUGUGCAUAAAGAAGUUGAAUUGGCCUUUACAAACAACACAAUCAUAAAGGAGACUGACCAUGAGGUUUCAACACAGAAAUUCUCUGAUGGCUUUUCAUCAUUAGAUAAUGCUAAUAAAUUACCUAAUGGUGCUAUUCUAGACUUGAUUUGCGUCUUAGUUUCGGUGAAUCCCCUCAUUCAAAAUGCGACUUUUAAGAGACGGGAAAUAGUUGUUACAAAUGAGUUGAUGGAGCAUACAAGUGUAACUCUUUGGGGAGAUUUUACUGAAAAUGACGGUGCAUUCCUGAAAAAUCUUAAAGAUGAUAAAUCUAUACUCGGCUUAUGUGACGUUAGAGUCUCAAUCUAUAAAGGCCGAUUUGGAAUCUCUACUAUUCCUGAUUGUAUGUACAAGUUCAAAACAACAAUUAUAGACAUACUCAAUAAAGAUGAGCCAUGGUAUUUGUCAUGCAAAACGUGCCACAAGAAAGUGAAAGUUAUAGAAGAGGUUGCAGCUUGUACCAAUUGCAACGUUGAUAAUGUAGAAUAUGAAAUGAGAAUUGAUUUGACUGAUUCAAACCCCCGAAGGAGCUUAAUUUCUGAACAAAUACAUCAAGUGGAAGAUGAAGCACCAAUUAUUGUGGAAAAAGAAGUAAAAUCAGUGAGGAAGUACAUAAGGAGGGCUAAGAAAACCACAAAUGUAGCCGCCCAAAUCAACCUAAAGAAACCCAAAGCCGAUAAAAAUUAG